This is a messenger RNA of Argentina anserina (silverweed cinquefoil), 3878 nucleotides long. RefSeq names its product ABC transporter B family member 2-like. Gene Ontology annotation, molecular function: ATP binding; ATP hydrolysis activity; ABC-type transporter activity. The transcript is spliced from 12 exons. The coding region runs from base 1 to 3789 and encodes 1262 amino acids. NCBI's taxonomy places the organism in Eukaryota, Viridiplantae, Streptophyta, Magnoliopsida, Rosales, Rosaceae. Gene Ontology annotation, biological process: transmembrane transport. Gene Ontology annotation, cellular component: plasma membrane. The record is from RefSeq and is a predicted model, not a curated record.
AUGACUUCAAAGCCGGAUGCAUUUUUCUCGUCCGGCAACGUCAACGGCGAUCAUGCUGAUGACGACGAUAUGUUGAAGCUGAAGGAGAAGAAGACGAAACAAGAAGAAGAGAAAGAGAACAGGAAGCGCAACGUUCCAUUACUCAAGCUCUUCUCUUUUGCUGAUUCUUACGACUGCGUUUUGAUGGCGAUCGGAUCUGUCGGGGCUUGUAUUCAUGGCGCGUCAGUCCCUAUCUUCUUUAUCUUCUUCGGAAAAUUGAUAAAUAUCAUCGGCCUUGCUUAUCUCUUUCCCAAAGAAGCUUCCUCUAAAGUAGCCAAGUACUCCUUGGAUUUUGUAUAUCUCAGUAUAGCUAUAUUGUUUUCGUCAUGGACCGAGGUGGCUUGUUGGAUGCACACUGGGGAAAGACAAGCAGCGAAAAUGAGGAUGGCGUAUUUGAGAGCCAUGUUGAAUCAAGAUAUAAGUCUUUUCGACACGGAAGCUUCUACUGGGGAAGUCAUUUCUGCAAUCACAAGUGACAUCCUUGUAGUUCAAGAUGCUCUUUCUGAGAAGGUAGGGAACUUCAUGCAUUACAUAAGCAGAUUUCUAGCAGGAUUUAUAAUUGGGUUUGUAAGGGUUUGGCAAAUUAGUCUGGUCACUCUCUCCAUUGUACCCCUAAUUGCCCUUGCCGGUGGAGUCUAUGCCUAUGUCACUAUUGGCCUCAUUGCUAGAGUCAGAAAGUCCUAUGUCAAGGCUGGUGAAAUUGCUGAAGAGGUGAUAGGAAAUGUAAGGACAGUGCAAGCAUUUGCAGCAGAAGAAAAAGCUGUAAGGCAGUACAAGACAGCUCUGUUGGGUACAUACAAGUAUGGGAAGAAAGCAGGACUGGCCAAGGGUUUGGGGCUUGGAUCGCUGCACUGUACCCUUUUUCUUUCAUGGGCAUUGCUCGUUUGGUUCACUAGCAUUGUUGUGCACAAGCAUAUUGCUAAUGGCGGCGAGUCUUUCACCACCAUGCUUAAUGUUGUUAUUGCUGGCCUGUCACUCGGGCAAGCAGCGCCUGACAUCUCUGCAUUCAUUCGAGCCAAAGCAGCUGCUUAUCCCAUAUUUGAGAUGAUAGAGAGGAACACAGUGAACCAAUCCAGCAGUAUAACUGGCCGGAAACUGGACAAACUUGAGGGGCACAUCCAAUUCAAGGAUGUAUCUUUUAGCUACCCAUCUCGUGCAGAUGUUAGUAUUUUCGAUAAGCUCAAUCUUGAUAUCCCUGCUGGGAAGAUUGUAGCUCUUGUGGGAGGAAGUGGUUCUGGCAAGAGUACAGUUAUAUCUUUGAUUGAAAGAUUCUAUGAGCCACUUGGUGGCCAAAUAUUGUUAGAUGGAAAUAAUAUAAGUGAACUUGACCUCAAAUGGAUGAGGCAACAAAUUGGGCUGGUCAAUCAGGAGCCUGCUCUUUUUGCAACAAGCAUUACGGAGAAUAUUCUUUAUGGUAAAGGUGAUGCUUCGAUGGAUGAUAUCAAACAUGCAGCUAAACUUUCAGAGGCUCUUUCUUUCAUAAAUAACCUCCCAGAGAGAUUCGAAACUCAGGUUGGUGAGAGAGGCAUACAACUCUCUGGAGGACAAAAGCAACGGAUUGCAAUAGCACGCGCAAUUGUGAAGAAUCCAUCAAUUCUUCUAUUGGAUGAAGCAACAAGUGCACUGGAUGCGGAGUCUGAGAAGAGUGUGCAGGAGGCACUUGAUCGUGCCAUGGUAGGGCGAACAACAGUAGUGGUGGCACAUCGUCUGUCCACUGUCAGGAAUGCAGAUAUUAUUGCGGUUGUGCAAGAAGGAAAGAUAGUUGAAACUGGGAGCCAUGAGGAGCUAAUUUCUGACCCCAAUGGUGUCUAUGCAGCACUUGUUCAUCUACAAGAGACAGCUUCUUUGCAACGUCCCUCCACAUUUGGUCCUAGCUUAGGACGGCCACUGAGCUUAAGGUAUUCACGAGAGUUAUCUCGCACCACCGCAAGUUUUGGUGCCAGCUUUCGAUCUGAUAAAGAAUCUCUUGGCCGUCCUGGUGGUGAUGGAACAGAGUUUAAGUCAAGGCAUAUAUCAGCAAGUAAAUUGUAUUCCAUGGUCCGUACAGACUGGCAUUACGGGGUGAUGGGCACCAUUGGUGCCCUUAUUGCUGGAGCUCAGAUGCCUCUUUUUGCUCUUGGUGUCUCUCAGGCUCUAGUUUCCUAUUACAUGGACUGGGAAACAACAUGUCGUGAGGUUAAAAAGAUCUCUUUACUCUUCUGUGGGGCUGCAGUGUUAACUGUCUUUGUUCAUGCGGUAGCUCAUCUUUGUUUUGGUACUAUGGGAGAGAGACUCACUCUUCGAGUUAGAGAGAAGAUGUUUUCUGCAAUACUAAGGAAUGAGAUUGGAUGGUUUGAUGAUACAAACAACACCAGUGCUAUGCUAUCGUCUCGUCUAGAAAGUGAUGCUACUUUAUUACGAACUAUUGUUGUUGAUCGUUCAACAAUUCUUCUACAGAAUGUGGGUUUGAUAGUGGCCUCAUUUAUCAUUGCCUUCAUCUUGAACUGGAGAAUCACAUUAGUGGUCUUAGCUACAUAUCCUUUGAUCAUUAGUGGUCAUAUCAGCGAGAAACUUUUCAUGAAAGGCUAUGGUGGCAACUUGAGCACAGCAUAUCUGAAAGCUAACAUGCUAGCUGGGGAAGCUGUAAGCAACAUCCGCACUGUUGCUGCAUUUUGUUCUGAGGAGAAGGUCAUUGACCUUUAUGCCCGUGAGCUUGUUGAGCCUUCUAGACGCUCAUUUACUCGUGGUCAGAUAGCUGGCAUAUUCUAUGGUGUAUCUCAGUUCUUCAUAUUCUCAUCCUAUGGCCUGGCCUUGUGGUAUGGUUCUGUUCUAAUGGAAAAGGGGCUUGCUAGCUUUAGAUCUGUCAUGAAAUCAUUCUUUGUAUUGAUUGUAACGGCAUUAGCAAUGGGUGAAACUUUAGCACUUGCCCCAGAUCUUUUAAAAGGGAACCAAAUGGUGGCAUCAGUUUUUGAAGUCACAGAUCGCAGAACAGAAGUCCUAGCGGACAUAGGAGAAGACGUUACAAAACUGGAGGGGACAAUUGAGUUAAGAGGUGUUCAAUUUAGCUAUCCUUCAAGACCAGAUGUAGUCCUUUUCAGGGACUUCAAUUUGAAAGUUCAUUCAGGAAAGACUAUGGCAUUGGUGGGUCAAAGUGGUUCUGGUAAAAGCUCUGUGAUUUCUUUAAUUCUCAGAUUUUAUGAUCCGACAGCUGGGAAAGUUCUGAUAGACGGGAAAGACAUCAAGAAAGUAAAUCUCAAAUCUCUGCGGAGACACAUUGGCCUGGUUCAACAAGAACCAGCUCUCUUUGCUACAUCAAUUUAUGAAAACAUCCUAUAUGGAAAAGAAGGAGCUUCUGAAGCAGAAGUAAUUGAAGCGGCCAAGCAUGCCAAUGCACACAGUUUCAUCAGUUCCCUUCCUGAGGGCUACUCCACUAAAGUUGGAGAGCGCGGGGUGCAACUAUCCGGUGGUCAAAGGCAAAGGGUGGCCAUUGCCCGAGCAGUUCUAAAGAACCCUGAAAUUUUGUUACUAGAUGAGGCCACCAGUGCUCUAGAUAUGGAAUCUGAGCGGGUAGUACAACAAGCUCUCGACAGAUUGAUGAAGACUCGUACAACAAUAAUGGUGGCGCAUAGGCUGUCCACUAUAAAAAAUGCCGAUGAAAUUUCAGUCAUACAAGAUGGAAAGAUUGUGGAGCAAGGAAGUCAUUCAACUCUUAUAGAGAACAGAAAUGGAGCAUAUUACAAGUUAAUAAACAUUCAGCAGCAGCAGCAUUGACCAUACAAAAAUGUGAACAGGAUUACUCAAAUGAUUUUUAUGUAGGAGAUUUAUUUUCAUCCUUUGUAAUUCUUUUCAUUUUCUCUCUA